AUGGUGUUGAAAGAUGGGAGGAGUUAUGUCUUCUCAGAUGAUCCUGUCAACACACAAUUUCUCGCUAUCAUGUAUUUUUGCGUAGGAUGUAUCGCCUUAUUUUGCAAUCUUCUCAAUGUUUGUAUUUUCAUUUCCCUUCAACGCCACACCAAGAAAUACAAAUUGUUCAUUGCUUUGGAGAUUGGAGAAAUUGUUAACGGCAUUGCCUACAUUUCGACGGGUGCCGGUCGGUAUGGAACACUUCUCAGUGGUGUCAUUUUUGACUCGAUCACCACUUUUGGAUGUUUCAUUUAUCGACCCUGGUGUGUAUUUCUAUUGAUGGGAACACAAAUCCCAGCAGCUCUCAUCAUGAUAUCCGUUGUCGAGAGGUUAACAGCUGUUUUCCAACCGGCAACUUAUCAAAAAGUCUGGGAUGAUGCUUUCAAGACAAAGGCCAUCCUGGGUGUUUGUUUAUUUGAAUUGAUAUCUCUCUUACUUGCUGCUGGGUCUUCCUACAAUGAAACCUUAGAAAAUUCGACUUCUCAUUGCCCUGCCACUGCUUGUGUUUCUCCAUUGUACGGCAAUUUUCACUUCUUCUUUACGGUUCUUACAUUUUCGAUCAGUUUCAUCUCGUUGGCGAUUGUUUUUAUCAGCAAAAGAAAAAUGAUCUGUUCAAAAGGUGGACAUGGGUAUUUUCUAUCAACAAUGAUGCUAACAGGACUUUGCGUGAUUGUAAUGGGCUUCCCGGCUGUUGCCUCAUUGGCGAACGCAUGGAAUAUUUCCCAAACAGAAGAUGUAUUUUUUGGGGUUUCAGUCUGCAUGCCAGGUCUGAUUUCCCUAGCAACAACCCUCGCCAAUGGCCUCUUCCACAAAGAAUACCGUAAAAAGUUAAUUAAGGUUUACUCAUCAAGAAUUCGAAGAAAAGUUCGAUUAAAUAUGGAUGAGGGCUCAUUUAAAGACAAAGCCACUGCAAUUCCCACGCCGCGGAUCGUCUCGGCGCAAAGAAAGGGAACCACCACAACUUCAGUCUCUCCUUCGACUCAAGUUGGGCCAAUUGGA
Messenger RNA from Mesorhabditis belari, 1038 nucleotides. The record is from the annotation of a GenBank genome assembly. NCBI's taxonomy places the organism in Eukaryota, Metazoa, Nematoda, Chromadorea, Rhabditida, Rhabditidae.